Gastrolobium bilobum is the source of this 1974-nucleotide messenger RNA. Its product is annotated as zinc finger BED domain-containing protein RICESLEEPER 2-like. NCBI's taxonomy places the organism in Eukaryota, Viridiplantae, Streptophyta, Magnoliopsida, Fabales, Fabaceae. Gene Ontology annotation, molecular function: DNA binding; protein dimerization activity. The record is from RefSeq and is a predicted model, not a curated record. The transcript has 4 exons. Bases 1 to 1974 code for a protein of 657 amino acids.
AUGGACUCUACUCCAAGUGCAAGUGCAAGUGGUAAUGCUAUUGCUAGUGCACCAAGUGACCCCAAUCAACUUGAAGUAAGAGGUGAACACCAGGAAGAAGUAACAGAUAGUGCUGCAGCGGCUGAUAGUGCAAAUUCAGUCGUAGAAAAGAAAAGGAAGAAAACAUCAGCUGUUUGGAAUGAUUUUCAUGAAGUUAAACUCCCUAAUGGACAACAAAAAGCAGUUUGCAACUAUUGCAAAGCUAAAUUUGCUACGGGUGGGUUUGGAGCUAGCACUAGCCAUUUGAGGAGGCAUUCAGAAAGUUGCUUAAGAAGGAAAACAGACCAAUCACGACUAAAGCAAUCAACCAUAGAGUUUCAGCCUACAAGUUCUACCUUGAACCCUUUCCUUGCAUCAGGAGUUUGGAUGUGGGCUUUUAAGUUUGCAAAUGCUGAUUUUGAGAAAGUUUCACGUCAAACAAUAAAAAAUGAUUGCAUGACAUUGUAUCAGGCAGAAAAGAAAUGUCUCAAGGCUGAAUUAAUGAAUGUGAAUAGGAUUAGUAUAACCACUGAUAUGUGGAAAUCUAAUCACCAAGUAGCUGAAUAUAUGGUCAUUACUGGCCAUUUUAUUGAUUCAGAAUGGGAAUUACAAAAAAAAGUGUUGAGUUUUGUCAAAGUGCCACCUCCAAGACGUGGGGUUGAUGUUGCGGAUGCAAUAUUUAAAUGUUUGCAAUCAUGGGGGAUUGAAAAUAAGGUAUUUUCUGUGUCUGUUGAUAAUGCUGCAUAUAAUGAUGUUUGCGUAAGAAAUAUUAAGAGCACAUUGUCAAGAAGCAGUAAUUUAGUCCUUAAUGGAAACAUAUUUCAUGUACGAUGUUGCGCACAUAUUCUGAAUUUAUUAGUGCAACAUGGCCUUAGUCAUAUCAAAGGUAUAAUUGAGAAUGUUCGUGAAAGUGUUAAAUAUGUCAAUCAAUCUGAUUCGAGGUUGAAGACUUUCUGUGAUAUUGUUAAGCAGAUGGGGGUAAAAGAAAGAAAGUUAGUUAUUGAUUGUCCCACUAGAUGGAACUCAACAUUUGAAAUGCUUUCUACUGCUUUGAUAUUCAAAGAUGUAUUUCCGGAAUACAAGGAAAGGGAACCAUAUUAUAAUUACUUGCCAUCUGCAGAGGAAUGGAGCAAGGUGGAUAAGGUUUGUAAUCUUUUGGAAGUUUUUAGUCAUGUUACUAAUGUCAUAUCAGGUAGUGACUAUCCCACAGCCAAUUUAUAUCUCCCUGAAGUUUAUCGGGUUAAAGAAGUAAUUGAUGUUGCAAUUGAAGAUAAUGACGAUUUUAUGAGAGAAAUGGCAAGGCCAAUGAAAGUAAAAUUUGACAAGUAUUGGGGGGAAUGCAAUUUGCUGAUGGCCAUUGCUAGUGUUCUAGACCCAAGGUGUAAAUUGCAUGUGGUAAAUAUUUGCUUCCCAAUUAUAUACAAAUCAGAAGUUGAGGCAAUGGAAAAUGUUGAAAAAGUGAAGGCAGCUUUAGAAGAUUUGUACAAUGAGUAUUGUGCUAUAAGUUUGCAAGAGUCAGUCCCAAAUAGUGAGCUACAAACUAGUGUGAACCAAUCAUCUCUCUCUUCCACUCUCCCACCUCGAGCUCCUAUAUCAGGAUUUUCUAAAAUCAUGAGCAUUGUGCGCGAAAAGGAAAUUGUUGCCCCAGUAAAAUCAGAGUUAAAAAGUUAUCUUGAAGAAGGGGUUUACAUAUGUGAUGAAAAAUUUCAGAUUUCCUUUAAUGCCUUGGAAUGGUGGAAGACAAACAGCUUGAAAUAUAGAAUUUUAUCAAAGAUGGCAAGAGAUAUACUAGCUGUUCCAAUUUCUACUGUAGCAUCUGAGUCCACAUUUAGUGCUGGUGGAAGAGUAAUUGAUGCUUAUCGUGCUAGUUUAAACGAAGAGACUGUUCGAAAAGAUAGUGGGAAUAAUCAAGCUGAUUACUUUUUAUGGGAAGAUGAUGUUAAGAAGGCUCACUAG